CUCUGCUAUUAUUUAAUCAAUAUAGCUGUAGUCUUUCCCCCACUCAGGAGAGGCAGACGGCUCAACUGAGCUUGCUACUGGUCUCAGCCCAGCUAUCUCCUAGGAACUAGUGUGCGGUAAGACGGACAUUUACGCUGUCGCUAUGAUCAGGUUUAUCCUCGUACAGAACCGGCAAGGAAAGACACGGCUGUCGAAAUGGUAUGUUCCAUAUGACGACGACGAGAAGGUGCGGCUGCGUGGUGAAGUGCAUAGGCUCGUAGCACCGCGAGAUCAGAAAUACCAAUCGAAUUUCGUCGAGUUCCGGAACCACAAGGUCAUCUACCGUCGCUAUGCCGGCCUCUUCUUCUGCGUAUGCGUCGAUGCCAACGACAACGAGCUUGCAUACCUCGAGGCAAUCCACCUUUUCGUAGAGGUGCUCGAUUCGUUCUUCGACAACGUUUGCGAGCUGGACCUCGUGUUCAACUUCUACAAGGUAUACGCAAUCCUUGACGAAGUCUUCCUUGCCGGAGAGAUUGAAGAAACCAGCAAAGACGUCGUGCUCGCGAGGCUUGAAGAGCUCGAGAAGCUCGAGUGAAUUGUUAAGUAGAUAGAGUUCUGGGAACCUGGACAGGGUAUCA
Molecule: messenger RNA, 617 nt
Organism: Postia placenta MAD-698-R-SB12
Lineage: Eukaryota; Fungi; Basidiomycota; Agaricomycetes; Polyporales; Adustoporiaceae
Exons: 6
Coding region: 143-574 (143 amino acids)
Biological process (GO): protein transport; clathrin-dependent endocytosis
Cellular component (GO): intracellular membrane-bounded organelle; AP-2 adaptor complex
Molecular function (GO): clathrin-cargo adaptor activity
Source: RefSeq, a predicted model, not a curated record